Messenger RNA from Tachysurus fulvidraco (yellow catfish), 5163 nucleotides. It is a transcript of the gene peli2, whose product is annotated as pellino E3 ubiquitin protein ligase family member 2. The record is from RefSeq and is a predicted model, not a curated record. Gene Ontology annotation, molecular function: protein binding; ubiquitin protein ligase activity. The coding region runs from base 267 to 1595 and encodes 442 amino acids. The transcript has 7 exons. NCBI's taxonomy places the organism in Eukaryota, Metazoa, Chordata, Actinopteri, Siluriformes, Bagridae. Gene Ontology annotation, biological process: regulation of Toll signaling pathway; protein polyubiquitination.
GGUCCACCCCCUACCGUGUAGCCUAAUGUUUUUCCACUUGGCAGAAAGCGGUCGGAACACGAAGUUAGUCGAUUAUUCGAUCAUUAGAAAUGUUUUGUGAGACAUUUUAAGUAUUCAGCCUUUAUCUUACUGUAUGAGAUUACUGAGUUUAUUUAGUAAGAGAGAGAAACUUGAGUGGGGGCGGAAAAGAGGGCGGAAAAUGGCCGUUAGCCGCGUCCUUUGAAGUAUUUCCUCUGUGAUCUUUUUCUCUGGAUUAAAGCCACUAAAUGCAGAGCGACGAGCGGCCGCUUAUUGAGCUGAACAGCCUGAUGUUUUCUCCGGGUCAGGAGGAGACCUGUGCACCCACCAAAGAGCCUGUAAAGUACGGGGAGCUGGUUGUUCUCGGGUACAAUGGAUCCCUCCCCAGUGGAGACCGUGGAAGGAGGAGGAGCCGUUUUGCCCUCUACAAGAGAGUCAAAGCCAACGGGGUUAAGCCAAGCACUGUACACAUCCUCAAUAACCCACAAGACAGCAAGGCUGUAAACUGUAAGGGCCAGCACAGUAUCUCCUACACUCUGUCCAGAAACCAGACUGUGGUUGUAGAGUACAGCCAUGACAAAGACACAGACAUGUUCCAGAUUGGUCGAUCGACGGAGAGCCCAAUUGACUUUGUGGUGACUGACACAGUGUCAGGGGGUGUAGACGGCGAGGACUCUCCCAUCACACAGAGCACCAUUUCGCGCUUUGCCUGUCGGGUGGUGUGUGAACGCAACCCUCCGUACACGGCACGCAUCUAUGCUGCAGGCUUCGACUCUUCCAAGAACAUCUUCCUAGGGGAGAAAGCAGCCAAAUGGAAGAAUCCAGAUGGCCAGAUGGAUGGACUGACAACCAAUGGCGUGCUGGUGAUGCAUCCGCGUGGUGGUUUCACAGAAGAGUCCAAGCCUGGUGUGUGGCGAGAGAUAUCUGUGUGUGGAGAUGUAUAUACACUGAGAGAGACUCGCUCCGCACAGACACGAGGCAAAUUGGUGGAUAGUGAGAGUAACGUGCUGCUGGAUGGCUCUCUGGUGGACCUGUGUGGUGCCACUCUACUGUGGCGCACCGCCGAAGGUCUCUUUCACGCACCCACCCAGAAGCACCUGGAGGCACUCCGCCAGGAGCUGAAUGCGACGCGGCCCCAGUGCCCUGUGGGCCUCAACACCUUGGCAUUUCCCAGCAUGCAUCGAUCCAGCCGGGCACUACCCAGUCUAGCCCAUCAGCAGGAUAAGCAGCCGUGGGUGUACUUGGCAUGUGGGCAUGUGCAUGGUUACCAUGAGUGGGGCCACAGCUCAGAGCGUGAACCUAACGGCAAACGUGAGUGCCCCAUGUGCAGGACUGUGGGGCCCUAUGUGCCACUGUGGCUAGGCUGUGAACCAGCCUUUUAUGUGGACUCCGGAGCACCUACGCAUGCCUUUAUUCCUUGUGGUCAUGUCUGCUCAGAGAAGUCAACCCGCUACUGGUCUGAAAUUCCCUUACCACAUGGUACCCAUGCUUUCCAUGCUGCAUGCCCAUUCUGUGCCACACAGCUCAGUGUCACACAGGGAUGUGCUAAGCUUAUCUUCCAGGGCCCUGUAGACUGAGUGUGUAGGACACAAUUGGGCACAUAAGGAUUGGUUGGACUGCGAUGGAACAGGAAUAAGAACUCAAAAAAGAGAGAGAAAAACACUGCAAAGAACUGUUGCACCCCACAAACCAUGAAGCCAUGUUUAUGUACUACUUCCAGUGGAAUCUUUAUUCUCCAUCACUGUAAUAUCAGUUAACUUGGAGAGUGGCAAAGACUGUUGGCCAUAGCAAUGAAGCAGUCUUAUUUAUCAUAUGCUGUCGGAUGAGUUGGUCCACAGGUAUUGUAUCCCAUCAGCACUGUGAGAACACUUUCAGAUGCUCUUUAGAGCAUUUCCUUGAAACACUGUUUUUUAACUACAUAAUGGACAAAGCUGCAGGUGAGUGUAGAAGACACCAUGUUGUAAUAUAUUUAAGUCUUCUGCUUUUUUGGUGAUUGUUUUUCCACUAAUCCAUAGUUUAAUACAGUAUUACAAUUAACAGAAUUAAAAUAUUGACAACAAUAUUUGCUUUGGACUGAAAGUACCAAAAUUUAGUUUUCCAAAGAUAAAAUGGCUGCUAAAACUGGACUAUUGAAAUCAGCUCUUGCCAGAUCAAGGACAAAAAUAGAACACUCCCAGUCACUGCUUGAUCACGAACACAGUUCUGCAUUAUUAAAUUAGGUCUAAGGGACUUGUAGUUUCUAGUCAAUGGUUUGUUUUUUUUCCUUUUUCUUUUUCGGGCAAUUACUGCCUCUGACCAGUAAGGUUGUCUCUGAUGUAGUGUUUCCAACCCAGGAAUUUUAUUGUACUGUGACUCAUGAACCGUUUUUGUUGCUAUUGAAGGACGAGUAUGCAGGCAGGGUUGAUCAGGAACAUCUACGUCCCUGUAAGUUACAUACAUAUUCUAGAAGUUGCUUUAAACCAAAACCUUCAUACUUGGUGACUUUGGAAAUUUGACAGCUGUGAAACGAACAGGCUGCUGGCUAUUAAUGAGCCAGUUUCCCAUUUCUUAUUGAUUCCUAUUUUCUCACCAGUGAAAAUGCAGUAACUAAUAGGAUGUGAACAUGUUUUAUAAGGUUGUUUUAAAGUGAAAGAAACUUGUCUUCUAUUUUCUUAACCUUUGUACAGAGAAAGAUUUUUGUUCUGGUAAACUGGGGGGAGGGAGGGGGUUGAUGGUGGUUUAAAUGAAUUUUAAUCAGAUAUGGGGUAAUUGCAUUUUAAAAACAACAUAAAAGAUUUAAUUCAAAGCAGUCCUGUGUUUGUUUUUCUUUUUUUACUACAGAUUUUAUUAUAGCAUUUUACUUCUAGAAAAGAUUGUUUAUCUUGUUAACCUGAUACUGUAGGGGGAAAAAAAGCUAUUGGUGGCAUAAAAACAUCAUCUGGCUAAAGUUUAAGACAGUGGUGAGCAAGGGACUACACAGUGUUAUUGAAAACAGACAGCAGAGCUAAAAAGCUACUCACUGCCCAGGUGAUUAUGAAUGAGAUUUCUUCCCAAGUGUUCAUCUGGUCCUUCUUGAUGAAUACAUUUUAUUGCCACAGUAUGGCGCUGCUGCCACAGCAAUCGGAUAAUAUUUUUAAAAAAAGGCUCCUAAAUGAUUUGGGAGAGAAAUAUCAGUGAGUGGGCCAGAUCAAACAAUAAAAGUACAAGUAACAAUAAUGUACUAGUAUGGUGCUGGUUGAGAAAAAUGUUUCCUGUGGUAAUCAGAUCUGGUGACUGUGCAGUCCAUGGGAGAUGUUCAAGUUCACUUUCAUGUUCAUCAAACCACGUUCAGGGUAUAAUAUCUGAACCAUUAGGUGCACGUUGUCCUCCAGAAUGGUUUGGUAGUCCUUGUCCACCUAGCAGAAAUAGUGGCCUUAGUAAAUGACAGAUAUUUGAGUCUAAAUCAUCACUGAUCCACCCAUGUGCUUCACUCUGAGCACUGAACAGUCUGGGUGGUAAGUUUGCUUGGGGCUUCUCUAUGCUGUUAAUCUCCAGGUGUGGGAAAGACAUUGAAGGUUGACUCCUUGGAGAACAGCAACAAGUUUCACAUUGUCCCCAGCCCAAGAUUUCCACUGCUAGCACCACUGAAACUUCUCAACGCACAGUUUUGGAAGAAUCGGGAGAGUCGGGAUAUGCAUUUAAUUCAGCAGGGAGUAGGGCACUUUUUUUAUAUUAUUAUUAUUAUUUUUUUAUGUACUCUGGGUAGCACUGGCACAUCCCUGUUACAUGUGGUUAGUCCUAUGUGGUGGCAUAGCAACAUUACUCUGGAUAACGUGGCUCUGGUUACAUGACAAAGACUUGCUGCUCCGGUCACAGAUGCACCCGUGAGAUGCACAGCAACAAUUUGUCCUCUUUUAUAUUCUGAUAUAUCUCCCAUUAUGUUAUGUGGAUUGCAAUAUUUUUUGUACAACUUUACUUCUGCUCUGCUAAUUAAAACCUCACAAACUGCUCAUAGUUUUAGAAUAUGUAAUCAGUGAAUGUAUACAGUAUACAUGUAUAGCCUUGAAACCUCCAACAAUAUAUUGGUCGGUGUUUUUCAUUGUCCAACCCCUGUGUAAGCCAGGGUAGGUGCAUUUACAUUAUUUACAGCUGAUGAAACUGAUUUUUCCUCACAUUUUUAUUUAAUAUUUGGCUUAAUAUUAAGAGCUCUAUAGCAUUCUGACUGUUUCUCUCUCAUCAUCUCAUCUGUGGAAAGGCAGAAGUGAAGACAAUGUCUUGUAUUCAAUCCCUCUUGGCUGUCUCUGCAUGAUGCCUGCCAGCUCAAGAAAUGUGCUUUGAUGCUGCCAUCCUCCCGUUCAACCACAUCCCAAAGAUGUUCUGUUGGAUUCAGAUACGGUGACUGGGAAGGCUGCUGAAGAACACAACUCAUUGUCAUGGUUAAAGAACCAGUUUGUAAUGACUUUUGCUUUGUUGCGUGGUGCAUUAUCAUGCUAGGAGUAGCCAUUAAAAUGUGUCAGUUGCGGCAAUAAAGGGAUGCUCAUUGUCCCCAACAAUAGCCACAAAUAGCCUGUGGCAAGCAGUGAUUAGUAUUAAAACAGACCCAAAGUGUACAGCCUUGAUGGUUGACAAAAGACAGGUUGGGUCCAUGGAUUCAUGCACAGUGUCAAAUUCUGACUCUACCAUCUGUGAGCCUCAACAGAAAUUGAGACCAGACUAGACUAAUUCAUCAGACCAGACUGUUUUUCCAGUUGUCAAAUGUGCAGGUUUUUUUUUUAGUCUAAUUUCGCUGUAGCCCCAGCUUUACAGAUGUUCCUUUUAUAAUAUAUUUUUUUUUUGUGUUAAAAAAGGGUACAUUUGUGUAUGUUUAUUAAAGGGUGGUCAACAUACGUAAAUCACAGCUGAUUAUAUGUGUCAAAACAUAUUGUGCAAUAUUGCACAGUUGAUAUGGUGAGAACCAGAAUUACCUAAUUGGUAUAAUUUUUUUUUUGUAUUUAAUUUCAGUUUGAAAUCUAGUUUAGAUAGCUAAAAAAAGAGAUUGUCUUUGCAUUUUUAGGAUCAUUCUUUUCUGUUCUUUUAAUUACUAUAUUUAUUCACAUUCUUUACUAUAUUUGUACAGAAAUAUAAAAUGUAGAAAUUCUGGAUCAUGAUACGGCAGUGCUACUGAAACCAAUAAAAAAAGGAACAGUC